Knipowitschia caucasica is the source of this 732-nucleotide messenger RNA. NCBI's taxonomy places the organism in Eukaryota, Metazoa, Chordata, Actinopteri, Gobiiformes, Gobiidae. The record is from the annotation of a GenBank genome assembly.
AUGGCUCCGUCUCUGCAGCUCCUUCUGCUUCUGGGGACUGUAUCUCUGGUGCUAACGAAGUAUGUUUAUGUCGAUGAAAGAAAAUACUGGCCUCAAGCUCAAUCUUAUUGUGAGAUCCAUCACACCGACUUGGCCCCUGUUAACAGCUACUCUGACAUGGAACUUCUCCGACAACUGACUGGACCCCCUUCGAAAAGCAUCUGGAUUGGACUUCUGAGGAACAAGACCCACACAGAGAAGUGGCGCUGGUCUGGAGGUGGAGAGGUGACAAAGUUCUUUUGGAACAAUGGUGAACCGAAUGGCCGACCUGAUGAGAAGUAUGGAUUCAUGAACCACCUGUGGUAUGAUGUAUCUAUUCGAUCUGCAUUCACAUUUAUCUGCUUCAGUGUGCAUGUGGUGAGGGAAGAGAAGACUUGGGAGGAAGCGAUAGAAUACUGCAGACAGAAUCACACAGAUCUGGCCUCCAUCUCCUCAGAGACAGAGCUGAUGUUGAUUCAGAAAGAGCUGAACAAAAAGAACACCACUGAGCAUGUGUGGAUUGGUCUGCGCUUUCUGGCUGGAGACUGGCUGUGGCUGGAUCAGAACGCAGGAGAGUAUGAAGCCUGGGGCCACAGGGAGAAUCCCAAUGAGUGUCCCAUUGAGACCUGCGGAGCUCUAAUGGUCAACAACCAAGGGGUCCACCAGUGGAAUGCUCACGACUGUGUGAAGAAGAUGAACUUUGUUUGUUACUGA